Nanorana parkeri is the source of this 2081-nucleotide messenger RNA. It is a transcript of the gene THRB, whose product is annotated as thyroid hormone receptor beta. NCBI's taxonomy places the organism in Eukaryota, Metazoa, Chordata, Amphibia, Anura, Dicroglossidae. The record is from RefSeq and is a predicted model, not a curated record. The transcript has 7 exons. Gene Ontology annotation, biological process: thyroid hormone receptor signaling pathway; positive regulation of transcription by RNA polymerase II; cell differentiation. Gene Ontology annotation, molecular function: nuclear receptor activity; RNA polymerase II cis-regulatory region sequence-specific DNA binding; zinc ion binding. The coding region runs from base 1 to 1431 and encodes 476 amino acids.
AUGAACUACUGCAUUCAAGAAAUGUACGAUAUGCCCCAGCCUGCUGUUAACACCUACUGCAUGCAGCCCACUGAAUAUUGCACUUAUAUCGAAGAUAGUCAGAACUACAGUUCUUGUGAGGCUCAUGUCCUGCACAGCAAUAAUAUAUAUAUGGAUCAGGCCUGGGCGGUGAAUCAGGCUUAUACCUCUAGUUACCCUGGAAACAUGUUUAAAAGCGAGUACUCAGAAAUGGACAUGGCCCUGAAUUCAUACAACCAACCAGGGUAUUUCUCUGAGGAAAAAGCAACUUUUCCAGAAGGACAGUCUCCGAUGUUCUCACAGAAAAAAGGGUACAUACCCAGUUAUUUAGAUAAAGAUGAACUGUGCGUGGUGUGUGGAGACAAGGCUACAGGGUAUCACUAUAGAUGCAUCACCUGUGAAGGAUGCAAGGGCUUUUUCAGGAGAACUAUACAAAAAAAUCUUCACCCAAGCUAUUCCUGUAAAUAUGAAGGAAAAUGCGUGAUAGACAAAGUAACAAGGAACCAGUGCCAAGAAUGUCGCUUCAAAAAGUGCAUCGCUGUUGGCAUGGCAACAGAUUUGGUUUUGGACGACGGCAAGCGUUUGGCAAAAAGAAAACUCAUAGAAGAAAACAGAGAAAAGAGACGCAAAGAUGAAAUACAGAAGUCACUGGUACAGAAGCCUGAACCAACACCAGAGGAAUGGGAGCUAAUACAGGUCGUCACUGAAGCUCACGUGGCCACCAAUGCACAGGGAAGUCACUGGAAACAGAAACGAAAAUUUCUGCCAGAAGAUAUCGGGCAGGCUCCUAUAGUUAAUGCACCGGAGGGUGGAAAAGUGGAUUUAGAAGCCUUCAGUCAGUUUACAAAAAUAAUCACCCCAGCAAUUACAAGAGUGGUUGAUUUUGCCAAAAAAUUACCCAUGUUUUGCGAGCUGCCAUGUGAAGAUCAGAUCAUCCUUCUCAAAGGCUGUUGCAUGGAGAUCAUGUCCCUCCGAGCUGCAGUGCGCUAUGACCCUGAAAGUGAGACCUUAACACUGAAUGGGGAAAUGGCAGUGACAAGGGGACAGCUAAAAAAUGGAGGACUAGGAGUGGUAUCUGAUGCCAUAUUCGAUUUGGGCGUAUCGCUGUCUUCAUUUAACCUUGAUGAUACCGAAGUCGCCUUGUUGCAGGCUGUGCUACUUAUGUCAUCAGAUCGUCCUGGUCUCUCCAGUGUGGAAAGAAUAGAGAAGUGCCAAGAAGGUUUCCUCUUGGCUUUUGAACACUACAUUAAUUACAGGAAACACAACGUUGCACACUUUUGGCCAAAACUGCUGAUGAAAGUCACCGACCUCCGUAUGAUUGGAGCCUGCCAUGCUAGCAGGUUCUUGCACAUGAAAGUGGAGUGCCCCACUGAACUGUUCCCCCCACUCUUCUUGGAAGUGUUUGAGGAUUAGAAGAGACUAUGCUUCAGGAUUCUCGGCACUACUGGGGUCUCCCCUUCCAUUCCAUUGCCUCCGUCACUUUUUUUUGUUCUCGUCCGUUCUGAAUAGACAUGGAUGAAAAUGUUCCUCUGAUGCGGGUACUCGUGACUAUCGUGUUUUUGUUAUUCUGUCCUUUUGAUGUGAAGUUUAUCCGUGGAAGUUUAACCUCUUUUGUGCUGAUGUGGCCAUCAAAUGGUCCUUCAAGUUUUAAAGUGGUUAUUGUAUAAAAAAAAAGAAAAAAAAUGAAAAAAUAUAUAUUAACUUGCAUUCACCAGCACUACGGAUCCUACACAGAAAAGGUAUUCUCAGAUAUUGUGCCUGCGGCUAAAAUCCCUACCAACCGUUACCCUUCAUGAUCAUUCAAUGGUGCAGUAUGGGCAGUAAUAAUCACUCACUGCUGCAAAUGUUCCUCUUACAACAAGGCAAAUAUUUGGUUUCAUCACUAGAUGAUAUUUUUUUAAUUUAUUUUUUUAAAAACCAAACAAUAAAGCCCCUUAUCUGGCACCAGAUGCGACCAGGCGUGGGGAGAAAUUGGUUUGGUAGCAUGUUUUCAGAUUGGUUUGUAGUCAGAGAUUUUAAGCCUGGUAAAAUUCAAUUUCAAACAAUCAUACCUUUAUACUUAA